GCGUUGAUAUCAGCCAAUUGGAACACGUCGAGGCAGCAGUCUCUUACCGCUACACACCCACAUUACUUUUGUGUCAACCACUUCGCGGGAGUUGUCACUUCAGGAGCGGUCGUCUCUUUUAAACUAGACAAACAGUAUACGGGAGACUAGUAGGGCAACCAUGUCUGACAGAAAGGCAGUGAUCAAAAAUGCCGACAUGUCGGAGGACAUGCAGCAGGACGCCGUGGAGUGUGCCACUCAGGCCCUGGAGAAGUACAACAUCGAGAAAGACAUCGCUGCUUAUAUUAAAAAGGAAUUCGACAAGAAGUAUAACCCAACCUGGCACUGCAUCGUUGGGAGGAACUUUGGCAGCUACGUGACUCAUGAGACCAAGCAUUUCAUUUACUUCUACUUGGGUCAGGUGGCCAUUCUGCUGUUUAAGUCUGGCUGAGAGGGGAGGGAAAGUGUUUUCCCAACACCAGCUGACCACAUACAAUACGGACUGACUCCACAAAAGGCACUUAUCAUUCCUUGGCAAGGGGCCGCUGCCUUUUUCUGUGCUGCUUUCUACUUUUGUUUUUGAGGAUAUUAAAAAAAAAAAAAAAACUAAAACGUGACCAUGUUAAAGAGAUGAAACACUUGUAUUUAUUUUUGUCUUGUUACAUUAGACGUCAUUUUUUUAAUUAAAAGUGUAGCUGUUAAGCUGUUUGGGUCCAAUGCCUGCUGUGGUCUUUUUGCUGCACCAUUUCAUUUCAGUUUGCAAUUCCAUGUGACCUGUUACAACCUCUGUGUGUGUAGGUUAAUAUGACAGUGAAACUAACCAGUUUUUAGAGUGGUUAAUAUGAAUAUCUUAAGCCACAUCUAUUGUUAACCCCACCAUCUUUGAUGACAUCAACAAGGUGAUUUGUGCAGCUCCUGAUCUCCAGAAUAGUGUCUUAGGGCUACAUUUGUGAAGGUCAUGUACAGGAUGAGUUUAUUCCAAUCUGUGCUUCCUCGGGUCCUUGUAAUGGCUCUCACCAACAUGAAAGCCCAUCCGUUGUCUUCUGCUUAUCCGGGACCCCAUCAUGAAAGCAUCUUUGUUUAUUAAAUUCACCACACUGA
Archocentrus centrarchus (flier cichlid) is the source of this 1080-nucleotide messenger RNA. RefSeq names its product dynein, light chain, LC8-type 1 (gene dynll1). Gene Ontology annotation, molecular function: dynein intermediate chain binding. Lineage: Eukaryota; Metazoa; Chordata; Actinopteri; Cichliformes; Cichlidae. Gene Ontology annotation, cellular component: cytoplasmic dynein complex. The record is from RefSeq and is a predicted model, not a curated record. Gene Ontology annotation, biological process: microtubule-based process. The transcript has 3 exons. The coding region runs from base 161 to 430 and encodes 89 amino acids.